CAGAGCUGCACAACUCUUAAGUAGACCCUCCCACUGCCAAUAAUCAGGAAGAGCAUGCCGAGGCCCAUUGGCAGCCACAGCGGGCGGCAGGGCGGCAAGAGACAAAACCGAUGGGAGGCGCAACAGCCAGAGGCAGGCUCCGGGAGCGACGAGGGCAGCUCGGAAGCGGAGGAGGAGGGGCCGUUCCCCAUCAAGUUGGCCAUGUGGGACCUGGGGCAGUGCGACCGCAAGCGCUGCACCGGCACGCGGCUGGCACGGCAGGGGCUGGUGCGUGAGCUGCGCCUGAACCAGAGCUACCCGGGGGUCAUCCUGAGCCCUGUGGGGCGCAGCUGCGUGUCCCGGCAGGACCAGGAGCUAGUGGGCACCAAGGGGCUGGCGGUGGUGGACUGCUCAUGGAACCGCCUGGACGAUGUGCCCUUUGGCCGCAUCAAGGGGCAGGCGCCCCGCCUGCUGCCCUGGCUGCUGGCUGCCAACCCUGUCAACUAUGGCAAGCCCUGCAAGCUGUCGUGCGCAGAGGCGGUGGCGGCGGCGCUCCACAUCUGCGGCUGGCAGGCGGCGGCGGUGCGGCUGAUGAGCCGUUUCAAGUGGGGCCACAGCUUCCUGUCCUUGAACCAGGGCUUGCUGGACCGGUACGCGGCGUGCGAGACCGCGGUAGAGGUGAUUGCUGCGCAGGCAGAGCACCUGCAGUCGAUGCAGGCUGGGGGCGGCCUCCACCGCCGCCUGCCCGCAGGCAUGGGCGGGGCGAGCGACGAGGAGGGCGAGGAGGAGGAGGAGGAGGCGGAUGACGGCAGCUACCUGCGCCGCGGCAUGCUGCCGCCGUCAGAGUCGGAAGAGGAGUCCGAGGCAGAGGAGGAGGCGGACACAGCAGCGAGCGCGGCAGGCAGAGGGACAGGUGCUACAGGAGGGGCGGCAGGAGAGCAGCGGGGAGGAAGUUACUUGCCCGCGGGCCUGCUGCCGCCGUCCGCCUCGUCCUCGGAUGCUGAUGAAGAGGAGGAGGAAGCAGUGCAGCAGGAGCAGGCAGGAGAGGAGGGAGAGGCUGCUGCCCCAGCGCUGCAGGGCUUGAGAUUGACAUAGCAGCGUGAUGCAUCCUUGCGCCAUGUUGGUGGUGUUCUGGUGUUACCUGGGAAGACCUGGCAUUGCAAGAAAAGCAAGUGCAACGGGAAAGGGGCAUUUAUUGGAGCUAUCAAGUGCCGCAGGGGGAAGGCUCUAAUGCAGGUGGGGACAGCGCUAGACGUGCGACAGUGAGGAUUGCAGGUGAGAGGGGGGGCGCGGUGAAGAAAGCCAAAGCUAGCUUUGCAGGCCGCAGCCAACGAAAUGGUCGGAGGAGAUGUGCUGGCAGAGCAGGAGUAUGUAUAAAGUCGUCGCCGCCAGACCCAACCCAAGCUCGAGCAUGGGAACAGUAGCGGGCGGAGGGGGGCAACUGAAGCAUGCAAUAAAAAACAAUCUCAGGGCUGCCAGGCAGGGCCCGAGGUGGUGGUCGAGUUGGAGGGUAAUGUACAGGAAGAUGCAGGGAUGCAGGUGCGGCAGUACAAUGAAUUGCACCAUACUGUAUGACGUGUGAGGGAGCACAAAGCGCACUGGACUCGUGGGCUCCUCCCCGGCUCAGCUGCCGGCCCCCGCCGCCUUGCGCACCAGCACGUGGUAGUGCAGGUUGCGGCGCGGGCCCUCCCGCUCCGUGCCGCACUCUGUGGACACGACAGUGUAUCCCUCGGCCUGCUUGGCCUGCAGCGCGGCGUUGAGCUGGCGCAGCAGGCCGGCCUGCGCCACCGCCAGCUCAGCAGCCUCCUGGAACCCGGUCUCCAGGAACACGGCAUCCAGCGUGGCCGCCUGCUGCUGCUGCUGGGCCGCCAGCGCGGCGGCGGCGCCGCCAAACCGGGCCGCCAGCAGCUGGCCGCCGUGGGCGCUGCCCUCUGCGAUGUUUGCGGGCAUGUCUGAGGGUGUCUCCUCGCCCGCCUGGCCCGCAGCCGCCACCGCCGCCGCCGCAGCCACCGCCGCCGCCGCCGUGGCCGCCGCCAGCAUGCCGCGCGCGCGAUCUGCCAGGUCAGGCAGCUGGUAGAAGUCAGCCUCCCUGGCCAGCAGCUGCAGCGUGCGCUCGUCGCGGGGCAGGAUGGAGGGGCUGUCGGCAAAGCGGUGGGAGCGCAGGAAGUCGAGCACAUACUCAAAGAUCUUGCCGCUCCUGUCCACAAAAUACUCGCUGCCGUUGUGGCCCUUGGCCGCCGCCGCCGCCGCCUGCUGGGCCAGCUUGGAGAAGUAGGAGCCUCCCACGGCGGCCAGCGUGGCGGCGGUGGUCAGGAAGCGGUGGCCGCCCACGUUUAGCGUGACAAACACCUUGCCGUCGGCGGCGGGCGGCGCGGCGGCGGGGCGCGCGGCCUCUCGCUCUCGGUUGUCUGCCGAGCCCUCGCGGCGGUCACCUUUGGGCGACUGAGGGUGGUAGCCGUUGUCGCCG
Molecule: messenger RNA, 2446 nt
Organism: Chlorella variabilis
Lineage: Eukaryota; Viridiplantae; Chlorophyta; Trebouxiophyceae; Chlorellales; Chlorellaceae
Exons: 9
Coding region: 55-1074 (339 amino acids)
Biological process (GO): maturation of SSU-rRNA
Molecular function (GO): rRNA small subunit aminocarboxypropyltransferase activity
Source: RefSeq, a predicted model, not a curated record